Chironomus riparius is the source of this 5534-nucleotide messenger RNA. NCBI's taxonomy places the organism in Eukaryota, Metazoa, Arthropoda, Insecta, Diptera, Chironomidae. The record is from the annotation of a GenBank genome assembly.
CUUAUUCCAAGAUAACCAAAUUGUGUUCAUACUUAUUUAUCUCAAAAAAGAAUGUUUAGCUUCAUUUCUCUCAAUUUAUUUUAGCACCUCAAGAACUGCAAUUUUUUUGUUGUAAUAUUUGCACACAUAUCCCUUAAUUCUUAAGAGGUGGGGAGAACAAUUCUCAAUCCGGACAGAACUUUUCAAUUUUCGGCAAUCCUAUAAGAACCAAAUGCACUUGCCAAAAUUCUCUCAAAAGUUGUUGUGCAUCGCGAUCGAAGUGAAGUCUCGAGUGAUAAAAAAAUCUUCCAGAAAUUUUUUUAUUAAUUAAAAAUUAGCAAAAUGCUAAUUAUUACAUUUAUUGGAUAUUUUGUGGUUUUUGUGCUGUCUAAAAGCAACGCUCAGAACUGCAUCUAUGCACCGACAUGUCCAAGUUUUGUUACAUGGAUGCCUGGAUAUAUCUGCGAUGAUGGAUUCUUUCCUAUGAUUAAAAAGAAAUCUGUAAAUGGAGUAAUAGUGAAAACAAUUUGUUGCUCAGAAAUUUCGAUGUGCUCUUCACCUCAGUUUUGGUGUCAACAACAAUUAGAUGCUGGAAGCUCACAAAGUGCAGCCGCAUUGGCGCCUUCUUGUUCAGUUGGAUGUGUCACUCAGUGGAAGACUUAUGAGAACGAUAGCACGCCAAUGAUUGAUGGCUUAACGGCUGGAUUUUACACAUCAGGUGUUGAGUCGUUUAUUGGACGUGUUCGAGUGCUUAAUGGAUUUAUGCCUGGACGAAUUCACAUUAAUCAGCCUGGAAUGUUUUAUUCAUACAGCGGUUUGGAGAGAUAUGCUAAUGGAUCUGUUGAAUUCCUUUACAGUAAUCCAAAUUAUACGUAUGAAUGGAUUGCUUCAGAAAAUGGAACUAAUGUGCCAAAUGCUGUGACAUUGAAUGUGCCAAAGAGCAGUGCUCAAUACAUAGGACGAAUUUCAGUAAAUGAUGGAACUUUCAUUGGAACUGUUGUGAGGAUUUUAGGUGGAAUGUUUUAUUCUGAUUACAGCGGCGUUGAGCAAUUUACAGCAAGUUAUGAAGUGUUGGUGUGUAAUAAGCCUUUUACAAGUUCUGCAUUAGCUUCUCCACCUGUAUGCCCAAUUUACUGGAAGAGCUCAGUAACACAAUUAAAUCCAAUCACUGAUUCAUCAACUACACUUCCAAUGAUGAUUAAUGCGCAGAAUGGAGUCUUGACUGGAGAUUUAGUACACACAUAUUCAUGGGUUAAUUUAGCAAAUCUCACAGCAAAUCUCAUCACUGAUGUAUUUCCAGCUUCAUUAAUAAUGCCAGGUGGUUUGGAAUAUUCGGUUGGAAGAAUUUUUUUGGAUGGAACUAUGAUCAUAGGAACAGUUAAUUUAAAUACUGGAAUUAUGCAGUAUAGCGAUGCAGAAGGAAAUAUUAAUAAUGUUUUGUGCUUCGAAGUUUUAGUUUGUGAUAGUUUACCAACCUCUACAACAGACAGUUCAGGAGAAACUGGCACUUCAACUAUAAAUCCAUCCGAUUCAACGACCUCAAAUCCAUCAGACGGUUCUGAUACCACAACUAUAAACCCAGCAGAUUCAACAACCUCAAAUCCAUCAGACGGUUCUGAUACCUCAACUAUAAACCCAGGAGAUUCAACAACCUCAAAUCCAUCAGACGGUUCUGAUACCUCAACUAUAAACCCAGGAGAUUCAACAACCUCAAACCCAUCAGACGGUUCUGAUACCUCAACUAUAAACCCAGGAGAUUCAACAACCUCAAAUCCAUCAGACGGUUCUGAUACCUCAACUAUAAACCCAGGAGAUUCAACAACCUCAAAUCCAUCAGACGGUUCUGAUACCUCAACUAUAAACCCAGGAGAUUCAACAACCUCAAACCCAUCAGACGGUUCUGAUACCUCAACUAUAAACCCAGGAGAUUCAACAACCUCAAAUCCAUCAGACGGUUCUGAUACCUCAACUAUAAACCCAGGAGAUUCAACAACCUCAAACCCAUCAGACGGUUCUGAUACCUCAACUAUAAACCCAGGAGAUUCAACAACCUCAAAUCCAUCAGACGGUUCUGAUACCUCAACUAUAAACCCAGGAGAUUCAACAACCUCAAACCCAUCAGACGGUUCUGAUACCUCAACUAUAAACCCAGGAGAUUCAACAACCUCAAAUCCAUCAAACGGUUCUGAUACCUCAACUAUAAACCCAGGAGAUUCAACAACCUCAAAUCCAUCAGACGGUUCUGAUACCUCAACUAUAAACCCAGGAGAAUCAACAACCUCAAACCCAUCAGACGGUUCUGAUACCUCAACUAUAAACCCAGGAGAUUCAACAACCUCAAAUCCAUCAGACGGUUCUGAUACCUCAACUAUAAACCCAGGAGAUUCAACAACCUCAAAUCCAUCAGACGGUUCUGAUACCUCAACUAUAAACCCAGGAGAUUCAACAACCACAACCCCAUCAGACGGUUCUGAUACCUCAACUAUAAACCCAGGAGAUUCAACAACCUCAAACCCAUCAGACGGUUCUGAUACCUCAACUAUAAACCCAGCAGAUUCUACGACCUCAAAUCCAUCAGAUGGUUCUGAUACAUCAACUAUUAACCCAGGAGAUUCAACAACCUCAAACCCAUCAGACGGUUCUGAUACCUCAACUAUAAACCCAGGAGAUUCAACAACCUCAAACCCAUCAGACGGUUUUGAUACCUCAACUAUAAACCCAGGAGAUUCAACAACCUCAAAUCCAUCAGACGGUUCUGAUACCUCAACUAUGAACCCAGGAGAUUCAACAACCUCAAACCCAUCAGACGGUUCUGAUACCUCAACUAUAAACCCAGGAGAUUCAACAACCUCAAACCCAUCAGACGGUUCUGAUACCUCAACUAUAAACCCAGGAGAUUCAACAACCUCAAAUCCAUCAGACGGUUCUGAUACCUCAACUAUAAACCCAGGAGAUUCAACAACCUCAAACCCAUCAGACGGCUCUGAUACCUCAACUAUAAACCCAGGAGAUUCAACAACCUCAAAUCCAUCAGACGGUUCUGAUACCUCAACUAUAAACCCAGGAGAUUCAACAACCUCAAACCCAUCAGACGGUUCUGAUACCUCAACUAUAAACCCAGGAGAUUCAACAACCUCAAAUCCAUCAGACGGUUCUGAUACCUCAACUAUAAACCCAGGAGAUUUAACAACCUCAAACCCAUCAGACGGUUCUGAUACCUCAACUAUAAACCCAGGAGAUUCAACAACCUCAAAUCCAUCAGACGGUUCUGAUACCUCAACUAUAAACCCAGGAGAUUCAACAACCUCAAACCCAUCAGACGGCUCUGAUACCUCAACUAUAAACCCAGGAGAUUCAACAACCUCAAAUCCAUCAGACGGUUCUGAUACCUCAACUAUAAACCCAGGAGAUUCAACAACCUCAAACCCAUCAGACGGUUCUGAUACCUCAACUAUAAACCCAGGAGAUUCAACAACCUCAAAUCCAUCAGACGGUUCUGAUACCUCAACUAUAAACCCAGGAGAUUUAACAACCUCAAACCCAUCAGACGGUUCUGAUACCUCAACUAUAAACCCAGGAGAUUCAACAACCUCAAAUCCAUCAGAUGGUUCUGAAACAUCAACUAUAAACCCAGCAGAUUCAACGACCUCAAAUCCAAAUGACGGUUCUGGUACUUCAACUAUAAACCCAGCAGAUUCAACAACCUCAAAUCCAUCAGACGGUUCUGAUACCUCAACUAUAAACCCAGCAGAUUCUACGACCUCAAAUCCAUCAGAUGGUUCUGAAACAUCAACUAUAAAUCCAGCAGAUUCAACAACCUCAAAUCCAAAUGACGGUUCUGAUACAACGACUUUGAAUCCAACAGGAUCUGAAAGCACUGUCCCUACUGGAAACACGGAAACAACAACAGACACAAUUAUUAUUAUAAUUACUACACCAAAUCAAACAGAAGCAACAACAUCAACAGAAGCAACGACCAUUAGUGAAGAAAUCACAGUUUCUGAUCGAAGUGAAACUACAACCCAAGCAAUUAGUACUGAUUCAACAACAGAUAAAGCAUCAAGUCAUGGCAGUGAAGUUACAACACUUCCAUUUACAAUAACUCCAUUUGAAACAACAAUUACAUCUGAAACUACAACAUCGAUUCCACCUGAAAACUUAUCAACAGAAUCAACAACAAUAAUAUCAACAUCAUCAAUACCACCAAGUAUAAUAACAACAGUAAGCACACCUAUUGAUAGUACAACAACAGAAACAACAACUAAAGUUCCUCCAAAAACAUGCAUUAUUACAUGGAAGGACUACACAGGAAUUGAAGAUAUAUCUACAUAUGGUGUCAAUGCAGGUCUUGCUGACUCAAAUGCAGGAUAUGUUGGUCAAGGAAAUGUUUAUGGAAAUAUCCUUCCUGGUAGAAUUCAACAAACCUCAAGCAACUCUUAUUGUUACUACUUUGGUGUCGAGAAUUGCUUAAACAACUUCCAAUAUUUAGAAAAUCUUCAUGACUACACAUAUAGUUGGGUUAAUUCACAUAAUGGAGAAUUUGUUCAAGAUGCAGUCAUUGUGCAGUCAUUCUUCAUAGGACGAAUAUGGUCUAAUUCGCAUUUAUAUUUAGGAACUGUUGUGCCUGGUUAUGGAAUGGUUUACUUUGAUAAUGUUGCUAGUCUUUGGCACUAUUCCAACAAUAGUUAUCAAGUCUUAACAUGUGAUCCAAAUCCUGAAGUUGUCCUUUAUGAUUGCAACAAUAAAUGGGCACCAUACCUAAAUGAUAUGCAGCCAUUAAUUGAUGGGGUAUAUACAGAUAAUGAAAACACCACAUUUGUUGGUCGAACAACAGAAAAUAAGGAUUAUUUAGUUGGACGGGUUCGAAUUACUCCACCAUCAGGUUUAUUACAUCUUACACCGACUGGAUCAUGGUCUCUCGAUACUGUUGGAACUGAAUAUCUUUUGAGGAAUGAUACCAGUUCUUAUCAAUGGAUUGAAUCAUCGUAUGGACAACCUGUGGAGCAUGCUGUAACAAUCAGGAAGUCAUCAUCAUUUUGGCCAAUGUAUAUUGGUCGUGUGCAAAUUAAUUCUACUUAUUAUUUUAUUGGAAGGGUUCUGCCAGCUCAAGGUAUACAAUUUUAUGAUGGAAAUCCAGCAGAAGCUAUAAUUACGCACUAUCAAGUGUUGACUUGUACAACAACAAUACCUUACGAUUGUGGUUGUAAUCAACCUAAAUAAAUUUGCUGUUCGGACAUCUUACAAUAAUUAAUUUAGCUUAUGUCAUAAACAAAAAAAUCAUAAUAAUUUUACACUUUUUUAAAAUAUUGAUUAUAUUCCUUAAUGUUUUUAUUUACAGAACCUACAUUGUGUGAAGAUUAAGAUGUCAAUUUUUGAUAUUUUUAAAACAAAACAUAAUUUUUAGAUACAUUUUGAAUUUAAUUAACUUAAAAAAAAUGUUAAAAUAAAAGUUAAAGAAUAAGAAAUUUUGAUUGAUAAGAUUUUUUUAAGUUAAAAUAAUUUUAAUUAAAGUCUGAAGUUAUAAAAUAUUAUUUCACAAAUAAACAAUAAAAAUG